Molecule: messenger RNA, 3604 nt
Organism: Priapulus caudatus
Lineage: Eukaryota; Metazoa; Priapulida; Priapulimorpha; Priapulimorphida; Priapulidae
Product: rabankyrin-5-like
Exons: 23
Coding region: 26-3184 (1052 amino acids)
Molecular function (GO): protein binding; metal ion binding
Source: RefSeq, a predicted model, not a curated record
AUCUUUUCGAUAGUGCAGAACUGCUAUGAUGGCGGAUGGCGAGCUUGGGAAACUGCAGCGCCAUCUCGCUCUGUUACACAAUGAGUACGUGAAACUACAGAAAAAGUACGAUGAACUGGAGAAGAAACACAAUCUGCUUGUUGCCUCGUCUGGAGAGCAGGAUGGAGAGGAGACGUUCGUUUCUAGGCUGCUCACAACAGUUGCUGAUUUGUACGAUGAAGAGCUAUACAGUGACCUGAUAGUCACUCUUGAAGGUGGUCAUAAACUGAAAGCGCACAAGUUUGUUCUGACUGCCCGCAGCACCACAUGGGGUGUGCCAAAUCUAAACGAUGUCAGUUCACUGGAUUUCUCAGAUGUUCCCCUGGUAAUUGGGCAAGCAAUGAUGAACUGGGUUUAUACAGAUAAGGUUGACCUGCAGGGGGACGAGGACUUCAUUCUUAAUCUCAUGCAAGCUGCCAGCAAGUUUCAACUGAAGUGCCUCAUACACAAAUGUGAGAAUGCCCUAAUGCGACUUGUCAAAGUUGGAAACUGCAUCAAGUAUUUCCAGACAGCUGACUCGCUUGGAGCCAGUGCCCUGAAGAACCACUGCUCUCAACUCAUCUCCUUAUAUUGGAACGACUUCACGAGUGAGGACUUUGCGAGCAUGUCCGCGCCACUGCUGUACAGCAUGUUCAAGUCGAAGUCGGAGUUCCCACUACACACGGCCAUCAGAGCGCUGCGCGAGGACGUCGUCUUUCUCUACCUGGUCGAGAACAAUGCUGAGGUUGUCGAGGGGAUGUGCUGUGUUGCGGCUUUGCUACUCAGCCACAAUGCAGACCCCAACGUCCAGGACAGCAUGGGCAGAACGGCGCUGCACUGUGCCGUUGUCACGGGAAACGAACGAGUCUUUUCGCUGUUGUUGGAGAAUCAGUCGCUGAACCUGGAACUACGGAAUCUAGAUGGUUUCACACCUCUCUGGGUCGCACUGCAGCAGCAUUGUGAUUAUCAAGAAAAGAGCUUAAGCGCCCGACUAGUGGCACGUGGCAGCAGUACAGACGCUGUGUGUCCCAAGUCUGGUGAUAGUUUGCUCCACUUGGCCGCACGAUCUGGAAAUGGUGAUGCAGCACUGUUCCUGGUGAAAUAUGGGGCACAGCCUGGCCUUGUCAACAACAGGGGUGAGACGGCGCUCCACUGUGCUUGCCAGACGGGAUUGGCGAAGUUGGUGGCGGCACUGCUGCUCAAGGGAGCGAACCCGAACGCACAGACGCAGGACGCAGAGGUGGAGGCUGUGGCGGAGGAGGAGGAGGAGGAGGAGGGAGCGGUCGGCAAGCAGACGCCGCUUCACGUUGCUAUCCGCUGCUCACGCGAGGCUGUGGUCAACGUGUUCCUCGAACACAAGAGGAGGCUGACCGAAUCGCCCGACAACAAGCUAGUGAUUCCGAAUUUCAACGUGAAGGACUCGCGUCACGAGACGGUUCUCAGCCUUGCCUUGUGGUUGGGUCUGCAUGACAUCGCAGCCGGCCUGCUAGCAGCCGGAGCAGAUAUCGAUUGCAAGGAUGCUGAGGGGAAUACCCUGCUCCAUCAAGCCAUCAUAAAGCAGGACUCGCGCAGCGCAUUGUUUCUGCUGGAUCACAGUGCUGACAUCACGUCGAAGACAGUGGACGAGGAAACGCCGCUGGAACUUUCCAUUAAGCGCCACCUACCAAUCGUAGUUGACGCGCUGUGCCAAAAGGGGGCCAACACGGACGAGCCGGAUUCGCAGGGCAACAGCCCGCUGUGGAAGGCACUCGAAACCGGACAGGAAGACAUCGGGUCUGUUCUGGUGAAGCAUCGCUGUGACACGACAGCGUGGAGCCGUGGUCCUGACGGCUGCGAACAGACCCUGCUGCACCGCGCCAUCGACGAGAACAACGAGGCCGUCGCCUGCUUUCUCAUCAGAAGCAUAUGUGAUAUCAACAGUCCGCGAAGGCCGGGUCCGAAUGGUGAGGGAGGAGAAGAAGCAUAUGAUGGGCAAACACCGUUGCAUCUAGCGUGCCAGUGGGGCCAGGAAUUGGUGGUACAUAGCUUACUGGAGCAAGGAGCUAACGUUAACAUCAGGGAUGCUGAGGGAAAGACUCCCAUCCAUAUCGCCAUAUCUAACCAGCACCAGGUGAUCAUAUCACUGCUCCUCCUUCAUCCUGGACUCGACCUUACUGUCAGGGACAAGCGAGGACUAACUCCCUUUGCUGCUGCUAUGACGAGCAAGAAUAACAAUGCAGCGCAGGCCAUACUACAGAAUGAGCCCACAGCGGCCGAACAGUGCGACAACAAGGGUCGCAACUUCCUGCACGUCGCCAUCCAGAAGGCUGACAUCGAGAGCGUGUUGUUCCUGAUCAGCGUCCACGCGAGUGUGAACACCCGCAUACAGGACUCGCACCAGCUCACCCCGCUGCAUCUAGCCGUCAUCGCCGGCUGCGAGAUGAUCGUCCGAAACCUGCUGCUGGCCUUUGCUAACAUCGAUGACGUCACUCACCAGAAGCAGACGGCGCUCCAUCUGGCAGCGGCUCACGACCAACAGACGAUCUGUGCGGUCCUCAUCGAAAACAAGAUCGACUACAAUGCCGUCGACGACAAUCUCAACAACGCAUUACAUAUCGCAGCCCAGAAGGGCAACUUGGGUUGUGUUCGCAUCCUGCUCACCGAGUCGCGAAUCAAUGCCGAGGUCAUUAACAUGAGGGGUCAGACGCCGAUGCACAUGCUGGGUCGGUACGGCAAGGAGAACGCUGCCGCCAUUUUCGAUCUCUUCAUGGAAUGUAUGCCCGAGUAUCAGCUGGACAAACCGGACGUCGAAGGAAAUACUGUGUUGCUGCUGGCCUAUCUGAAUGGGAACGUGAACUUGUGUAAGGCAUUAGUACGCGCCGGCGCUCAGCUAGGAAACACAAACAAACAGGGCGUGUCCAUCUUUAAUGCUCAGGUUGCCACGAAACAGCUACUAUUCAGACUUCUAGACUUGCUCUCUAGGGAACCACCAUGGACUGAGGGGGAAAACUGCAACGAAUGCGGUGUAAAGUUUAGAAUAGCAAACAGAAAACACCACUGUCGUCACUGCGGUCGUCUGCUUUGCAACAAGUGCUCAAGCAAGGUUAUUCCGAUCCUCAAGUUCGACCAGACUAAGCCGGUUCGAGCGUGCAGCAUCUGUUUCGACGUGCUCACCUUGGGAUCGUAGUCGCGUCAUCCGAGCGCUGCUACCGUGCUGCACCCUGGUGUCCAACUGCAUCGCCGCCCCGGUGACGUCACGGCAGAUUGAACUCAUAGUUGAUUGGCUGUGUCUGAAGUAGCGUGUUGCGUUUGGCAUUACCCCCCCCCCAUCGUAUUUUACAUGUGCUAUUGGUGUAAUUAUUUCUGUUGGCGCGUUCUGGGUGCUGUUAAAUAGUGGCAUCCGUCACUCGCAAGAAAGUAUGUGUGAUGUCGGUAUUUCUUUUAUGUUUGCAUUUUUGACUAUGGUACUUGCCUGGACACUGAUGUUUGUUGCUGUGUUAAAAUGUGCUUAAAUUCGAAAUUCGAAUACACUUCGGUUACUGAUCGAUACUGCAUUUAUUGUGUGGUAGUAUUUGUAUGCAGAAAUGACUAGGCAUAUAUAUAUAUA